AUGGCGCAGUGCAGCAGCAGUGACGUCAGCGCGCUCUCAGCGAAGGCGCUGAAGAAGAGAGAGCGGCUAAUGGAGCAGCGGUGGAUGGGAUCUGCAGUUUUCUCUCGACCUCUUCUUCAGUUAAGAACUCUCGACCAGUUUUUCAGCGCUUUUCUCUGGGACUGUCUCAUGCGGGGGGCGGUGGACUCCUUCUACAGUCGCUUCCACGCGCUCUUCCAGCAGGACCCCGAGCAGAACGCGAUCGUAGACCUGCUGCGAGGAGUAAUCACGCCUCAGGCAGAUGAUGAAGACGCCUCGAGCAGUGAGAUAAAGACCCUGCGCGCUCACAUCGGUCCUGUGUAUGGUACGGCGUUCCUGACGGAUGGCUCCGGCCUGCUGUCCUGUACGGAGGACUCCAGCAUACACCUCUGGGACCUGAGCAGCUUCACGAACACUGUCCUGUAACGCAGCUACGCCCAUCCCGUCUGGGACAUGGACGUCAGUCCCUGCAGCGUGUACUUCUCCACGGCGUCCCACGACCGCACCGCUCGCCUCUGGAGCUUCGUGUGCACCUAUCCUCUGCGUCUGUAUGCCGGAGACCUUGGAGACCUGUGGAGCACACAGUAGGGGGCGUCUGUGAGGCUGUUCACUGGGCACCGCGGGCUCGUGCUGUCCCUCUCCUUCUCACCCAACGGCAAAUACCUGGCGUCGGCCGGAGAGGACCAGAGACUGAAGCCGUGGGACCUGGCGUCCGGCAGCCUGUUGAAAGACCUGCAGGGUCACAGCGACAGCAUCACCAGCCUCUCCUUCAGUCAGGACAGCAGUCUGGUGGCCUCCCCCUCCAUGGACCACUCGGUGCGGUGGGACAUUCACAGCAUCCCCAGUGAGCAGAUCGGACAGUACACGGGCAGCACUAGCAACAUCCUCAAUGUGCAGUUCAUGUCCUGCGACCUGCUGCUGGUGACGGGCACAGUGCUGGAGAAACAGGAACAGUGAGAGUCAAAACACCCCAAAAUCUGAUAAAAUGGUUAGGGUUCAUUCAGGAUAAUCC
This is a messenger RNA of Carassius carassius (crucian carp), 1030 nucleotides long. RefSeq names its product TAF5-like RNA polymerase II, p300/CBP-associated factor (PCAF)-associated factor (gene taf5l). Gene Ontology annotation, biological process: regulation of DNA-templated transcription. Gene Ontology annotation, molecular function: protein binding; transcription coactivator activity. The record is from RefSeq and is a predicted model, not a curated record. Gene Ontology annotation, cellular component: nuclear protein-containing complex; histone acetyltransferase complex. NCBI's taxonomy places the organism in Eukaryota, Metazoa, Chordata, Actinopteri, Cypriniformes, Cyprinidae.